Molecule: messenger RNA, 1294 nt
Organism: Tuber aestivum (summer truffle)
Lineage: Eukaryota; Fungi; Ascomycota; Pezizomycetes; Pezizales; Tuberaceae
Source: the annotation of a GenBank genome assembly
GCGACAGUAGGGCUAGGGAUAGCCUGAGCAAAAGCUAAAUGGCCUAGCCGACUAUGACUGGACUGUUCUGAAGUGGCUUUGGGAUACGGUUCCCCUUAGGACUUUUAUCACUGCCUUCUCCCCGGCCGGCACUUUAUUCAUUUGCUCCUUAGCUUCCCGACCAAUCUUUGCUCAUAGAAAUGGCUCCGAGAAUCAUCACCCUCGUUCGCCACGGACAAGCUCAUCACAAUGUUGGUUGGAAAUGCCAUUUACACGAUCCCUACCUAACGCCCUUGGGCGAAGCCCAAUGUCAUAAUCUUUCGAAUAAGUUCCCAUCUGAGCCUCCGAUCGACUUACUUGUUUCCUCUCCGCUAAAGCGAACGAUUCAAACGAUGCUUUUUGGAUUCAAGAAGCAGAUCGAGAGUGGUGUCAAGAUGGAGCUGUUGGCAGAGCUUCAGGAGUCGUCCGGCAUGCCAUGUGAUACCGGGAGUAGCCGUGAAGUGUUAGAGAAGGAGGAAUUGUUUCAAGGACUGGAUUUUAGCGGUCUUCCGGAUGACUGGACUUCGAAGGUACUAUGUGCUCCUCCACACGCCCUUGGGGGCAUGGCUCUCGUGCUAAAAACUAUUAGGAAGGGAAAUGGGCACCCGACUCUGGUACUGUCAGGGAGCGUGCUGGAUUCGUCCGUAAAUGGCUCAAGUCCCGAUCGGAGGGCCAUGUUGUCGUAGUCCUUCACGGUAGUGUAAGUUUACCGCAUCCUAUUCUCCUUGCUCUCGGUACUUGAUUAAUACCUGAAUUGAUAGCUCCUUUACUAUUUAACAGAAGAUUGGGCUGGCGAUGGCAACCUCUAUGGCCCGGAGUGGGGAAACACCGAAUUCCGCUCCUAUGUCUUUCUCGACGGAGAGAAGGAUAAUACUUCGGCUGUUGAGACCGAUGAAUCGAAGGAGAGGAGGAAGUGAAGUCAGGAUUCGCCGGGAACGACCGAGAUGUAGUCAGAGGAGGUGGCGAGGGGUUAGACGGGAUGACCCCUGCAGUAUUGUUUACAUUCGUUUUUGUAGAGUACCUGAAUCGAUUGCACUAUAGUGCCCAAGAACCAGUAUCGGCCCUUUGAGACCUCAUGGAAUUUGAACUCUUUUCCUCACCUCACCCCUUUCUCACCUCUUCUUCCCUUUCCUACCCCCCUGUCCCAAGCCAGCUUAGAGUUCUUUUUCAAGUUGGUAAGAGUUUAUCUACAAUUACCAAGGAUGGCAAUUUGUAUUACUUCAUUUUUUACCACUGUUCCUAAAAUACUUAAGAAUAAACUAUCUUGUUCGCUCAU